Messenger RNA from Meriones unguiculatus (Mongolian gerbil), 8346 nucleotides. RefSeq names its product ClpB family mitochondrial disaggregase (gene Clpb). Gene Ontology annotation, biological process: cellular response to heat. The transcript is spliced from 16 exons. NCBI's taxonomy places the organism in Eukaryota, Metazoa, Chordata, Mammalia, Rodentia, Muridae. The coding region runs from base 75 to 2105 and encodes 676 amino acids. Gene Ontology annotation, cellular component: mitochondrion; cytoplasm. The record is from RefSeq and is a predicted model, not a curated record. Gene Ontology annotation, molecular function: ATP hydrolysis activity; ATP binding; protein binding.
ACGCCGCGGCAGCCAUGUUGAUCGUGGCUCGCACAGGGGCCCGCACCGGCAGGUUAUAGAAAGCAGGUGUCGUGAUGUUGUCCACGGUGUUGAGGAGAACCACGCCAGCACCGCGGCUCUUUCUAGGGUUGCUCAGGUCUCCAUCUCUCCAAAGCCGGGGAAGUGCUUGUGGCCGGAGCGUAACCACCGGAGACCGCGGGGAGCCGCAGCGGCUGAGAGCUGCCGCCUGGGUGCGCCCGGGAGCAUCUUCAGUCGUGUUUCCCCGACGCGGGGCAGCCACCGGGGGGCGCCGUGGAGAAUGCACCGAGAGCCCGUGCCUGACCGCCGCCUCGUGGGGACGCGGUUCUAGCCCCGAAGAAACACUCCCCGGACAGGACAGCUGGGAUGGGGUUCCCAACAAGGCGGGACUGGGAAUGUGGGCCUUGGCCACGGCGCUGGUGGUUCAUUGCUACAACAAGAGUCCGUCCAACAAGGAUGCAGCUCUGAUGGAAGCUGCCCGAGCCAACAAUGCGCAGGAAGUCCGAAGGCUGUUGUCAGAAGGUGCAGAUGUCAACGCAAGGCACAAACUUGGCUGGACAGCACUGAUGGUGGCAGCCAUUAGCCGAAAUGAGAGUGUGGUGCAGGUCCUUCUUGCCGCUGGAGCUGACCCAAACCUUGGGGAUGAUUUCAGCAGUGUCUACAAGACUGCCAAUGAAAAGGGAGUCCACUCUUUGGAAGUCCUAGUCACUCGGGAGGAUGACUUCAACAACAGACUGAACAACCGCGCUAGCUUCAAGGGCUGCACAGCGCUGCACUAUGCCGUCCUGGCCGACGACUACCACAUUGUCAAGGAGCUGCUGGAUGGAGGAGCCAACCCCCUUCAGAGGAAUGAGAUGGGACACACACCCCUGGAUUAUGCCCGGGAAGGGGAGGUUAUGAAGCUUCUGAAAACUUCUGAGACCAAGUACAUGGAGAAGCAGAGAAAGCGUGAAGCAGAGGAGCGCCGCCGCUUCCCACUAGAGCAGCGAUUGAAGGAACACAUCAUUGGUCAGGAGAGUGCCAUCGCCACCGUUGGUGCUGCGAUCCGAAGGAAGGAGAAUGGCUGGUACGAUGAGGAGCACCCUCUAGUCUUCCUCUUCUUGGGAUCAUCUGGAAUAGGGAAAACGGAACUGGCCAAGCAGACAGCCAAGUAUAUGCACAAAGAUGCCAAAAAGGGCUUCAUCCGGCUGGACAUGUCUGAGUUCCAGGAGCGACAUGAGGUAGCCAAGUUUAUCGGGUCUCCACCAGGCUACAUCGGCCAUGAAGAGGGUGGCCAGCUAACCAAGAAGCUGAAACAGUGCCCAAAUGCAGUAGUCCUCUUCGAUGAAGUAGACAAGGCCCAUCCAGAUGUGCUCACCAUCAUGCUGCAGCUGUUUGAUGAGGGCCGCCUGACAGAUGGCAAAGGGAAGACCAUUGACUGCAAAGAUGCCAUCUUCAUCAUGACUUCCAAUGUAGCCAGUGAUGAGAUCGCCCAGCAUGCAUUGCAGCUAAGGCAGGAAGCUUUGGAGUUGAGCCGCAAUCGAAUUGCUGAAAACCUUGGGGAUGUCCAGAUUAAUGACAAGAUCACCAUCUCAAAGAACUUUAAAGAGAAUGUGAUCCGCCCCAUUCUGAAAGCUCACUUCCGGAGAGAUGAGUUUCUGGGACGGAUCAAUGAGAUCGUCUACUUCCUCCCCUUCUGCCACUCAGAGCUCAUCCAGCUGGUCAACAAGGAACUGAACUUCUGGGCCAAGAGAGCCAAGCAGAGGCACAACAUCACACUGCUGUGGGACCGUGAGGUGGCGGAUGUGUUGGUCGACGGCUACAACGUCCACUAUGGCGCCCGCUCCAUCAAGCAUGAGGUAGAGCGCCGCGUGGUGAACCAGCUGGCAGCAGCCUAUGAGCAGGACCUGCUCCCGGGGGGCUGCACCCUGCGCAUCACCGUGGAGGACUCAGACAAGCACCUCCUCAAGAGCCCUGAGCUGCCCUCCCCAGAGGCUGAGAAGCGCCCACCCACUCUGCGUCUGGAGAUCAUUGAUAAGGACAGCAAGACCCACAAACUGGACAUCCGGGCACCGCUCCACCCUGAGAAGGUGUGCUACACCAUCUAGCACCCAUCUGCCUGUGUGUGCCCGUAACAUCUAAUAAAGCCCCUUGCUGUGGCGUGGCAGCUGACCUACCUUCCCCUCGUGACUCCCGAAGGCCUCAUGCCCUCUCCUGCCUUCUUGGUUACGGGUUCAUAGUAUUAUGAUCUCCGAGGGCAAGGAGCAGGAAGGCCUGUUCAGUGUGGACUCCACUCCAUGGAGUCACCACAACAUUAACAUGUUGCCAGAAGCUCCGAACUGUGCAGCAGAGAGAACAGACGUGGCUAGAAGAUAGGGACCAAGCUGUGGAAUGCCGCCGCCUCUGUGCUCACGCCGCUCGUGCCCAGGAUGUCCCCAUGGCAGUGGAGGGAGGCGAGAGCCCCAAGCAUGGUGGCGCUGUAGUUUAUCCCACAGUUCCCUUUCCCACAGCUGUCAUGGCCAGCUCCUCCACCCUGGAGCCAAGCCUUAUGACUAAGCCAGCCAAUGUAGGGCGCCCACAGGGCUGAUUGGUUCCUCUUCCUGCCUUCCUCUGGGAGGGCACCGUGGUCCCAGGUGACUACUCAGCUCCGAGGGGGGCUUAUUCCUCAGGCUGUCAAAACAUAAUGGAAAGCUGUGUGGGAGCAAGGUUAUGGUCAGGCUCCACAGGUGGACACGGAGCAGCCAGAUGAGGCUGGAAGAAGGCAGCUGAUGACUCAGUGUGGCCUGUCCACUAUGGACAGCAGGACACUGUGUUUCAUCCCAGCUGGGAAGGACACAGCAAGGCCUGGCAAGUCACUGUCAUCUGCAGAAGCCACCACCAGUUGCCCCUGUCCCCUACAGGAUUUGAGCAGAGUCCUCCUGUGUGUUAGCCAGCCUCUGUCAGGGUGCCGUGGGUCAUAGGCUGUCAUGACAAGGUGGUCAAACCAGGGCAUGGUCACGGCUCCGUGACCGCCUAGCCCCUCCCAGGCAGCCUGCUGCUCACUACCUCAGUAAUUGUAUUCUGUUUUUGCUCUUUACUUUUAAAUGGUUUGGGCUUACAGAAAAUGUUUUUAAAAAGGUAAAACUCCUACCUUGCACUCAGCCUCUCCUGAUACUGCACAGCAUAAAACCGUGGCCGGGACAGGACUGGGAAGGUAGCGCUGCUGCACUGUUCUCCUGCUCCUCUGCAGGCGUUUGGACUGCACCAGCUUUCCUCUGGUGUCGUUUUCUCAGCUCCAAGGCUGCCUGUGCACCCCACAUUGCAUUUGGCUGUCCAUCUUCUUUCCCUCUGUCUGCCUGAGGCAGUGUCUGUGUUCUUGCUCUUCUGUGAUCGUGACAAGUGCGAAGAGUUCGAGCCAGUUCUUUUGUAGAAUAUCCCUCAGCUGGGAUCUGUCUAAUGCUUUCACUGGUGAGACUGGGGUCUGCAUUUUCAGCAAGGUGACCACAGAAGCCCUCUGCCCUGCUGUCUCCCAGCACCAGCGCUGCUAACUGCAUCAUGAGGCUAGGGUUGUCUGGAUAGACUUCUCUCCUGUAAAUUAUAAAGUUUCAGGCUAGAGCAUAGCCAGUAUCAGACCUUGGCUAGCAUGCAUGAGGGCCUGGGGUUGAUUCCCAACACCAUAAAAAUAAAAGUGUAUAAGUAAGUAGAAUUUUCCCCUGGAAAAAAAUCAAACCAGACACACUGGCUCAUGCCCGGACUCCCAGCAAUUGGGAGGCUGAGGUAGGAUUGUCCUAAAUUUGAGGCUACCCUGUGCUGCAUGCUAAGUUCCAGACCAACCUAGACUACAUACCAAAACCCCGUCUCCAAAGAAAAAGGGCCAAGCAGGUAGAUCUGUCCAAAUUGGAGACUGCCCUGGUCUACAGAGGGAGCCGCAGGACACCUACGGGUGUAUAGUUGAGACCCUGUCUCAAAAAAAAAAAAAAAAAAAAAAGCCCAAAAUACGGUACAGCCGGUUAAAACAGUUGCUGCACAACUAGAUGAUUUGAGUUUAAUCCCUGGACCCACCAUGUAUAGGUGGAAACAGAAACAACUUUUAAAAAAGUGUCCUCUAACCUCCACACCCAUGCAGUGAUAUGAGAGUCCCCAUACACACGCGUGCACACACACCCGGCAGUAGUAAUAACAUGUUUAAAAGGAGCGAGGAUGUUCUGCGAAGAUCCUUGAAGCUGUUGAAAUGUUGCACUUGGAAUUUUUCUUAGACUAAGAGUCCACCUCAGCUUGGGCGGUUUCCUGUUGUAUUUGCUGUAUUACUUAUGAAGACUUCGUUGUUCCUUCUUCACCUGUAUUUAUUAAUUGGUGUUCUGUUCUAAAGAGAACCUUCUACCUCAUUCAUUGUUCAACAGUGUAUGCUAAUUUAUUCUGCUGGCUGUAAUGGCCUAGGAAAUGUGUUGCUCGGUGCAGCUGGCUUGAUGGUUGUGACCUCCUUUGUGCCCUGACCUCCGUGUUCUGGCACAGACACCGUUGCUCAGGGCUCACUCAGUCUCCGCCACAGCUCCAUUUCUCCAAAACACUUGCUUCCUUUUAGUGUGUGAACCAAUGGUUUCUUGUGCUCUAAGAGGAAGAUCUGUCUGGUUCUCUCUCCCCGUCUGGGUUAGGAAAAAGCGGUGAGUUCAGAUUGGUGCCUACAGUACAACCUGAUACUGUCAUGUACGGCAGCCUUUCUGUUCUGUUUUAAGGAAUUGUUGGUAGGAGCGUGUGUUUGUGCACCAUAUGUGUGCAGUGCUCCUGAAGGCCAGAAGAGGGCGUUGGGUGCCCUGGAACUAGAGUCAUAGACAGUACUGGGCCACCAUGCAAGUGCUGUGAUUUGAACCUGGGUCCUCUGAGAGAGCAGCAAGUACUCGGAACCACAGGGCCAUCUUUAGCAAGUGGUGGGACCCUCUUAAAAUCUGCUGUUCCUUUCCUGCCUCGUCCGCUCCUGCUUCUGUUUCUUUCCUUUCCCUGUGUGGUAUCAUACUACCCUUAGAGCAGUAGUUCUCAACUGGGGGUCAUAGCUCCCUUAGGGGUCAAACAGCCCUUUCACAGGGGUCGCCUAAGACCAGAAGACAACACAGGUAUUUGUGUUAUGAUUCAUAACUACCAAAAUGACAGCUAUGCAGUUGCGACAAAGCUGGGGGUCAUCACAGCUGGAGGAGCUGUGGGGGUCAUCACAGCGUGAGCAGCUGUGUUGAAGGGUUGCAGCGUUAGGAAGGUUGGAACGGCUGUGCCAGAGACUCUUAAGUCAGUCCGUCAGUGCCUGUCCCUAUGCCGCACUCCUAUUAGAGCAUCAAGUGUGGCCAGAAAUAGCGGCAUUUAACUCAAACUAGAUCACGUUUAUGCCUGAAAGCCCCUCGGCCCCCUUCCUGGUUGGAGGAUAGGGAAGAGAAUAGAUCCUUUGGCUCUGAGGAACCUGUGUGGUCAGUUCCAUCAGGAGGCUAGACCCAUUGGUUGUGCUGACUCGUCCAGUACCUGAGCCCCGCCCUGGCCUCUGCUCAGCGAGCACCACUUGUUGUGGUGUUGGUCUUUCUCACUAGGCCGCAAGCUCCGAGAGGACAUGCUGACCUGGCUGGCUCACAGAGCCUGCCCUAGUCCAGUGUAACAGGUGCUCCAGGAAUGUUUAGAAGGGGGAGGGGAGGUCCUAGGACAGGACACGGUGCUUAGUUCUCUGUGUACUUUACUUGUUACGAACUUGUAGCCGGGAUUGAGAUCCGAGCCAGCAGAGCAGGAUGACAGCAGGCUUCUUCUGGAGGGGCCUGCGGUGCAGACAGAAGAGGCUGAGCGGGAAGGCACAAGCCUGUGAUCCCUGCAAGGGGGGGACCCUCGGCAGGAGGAGGGUGAGUUUAAGGUGUGUUGGUUUGUUUUUAGAUUCGGGGUUAUCGGUGAGGAGGGAAGGUAAGCAUCUUCAGGGGAUGUGGUGGUGGUUCUGCAGGUUAGAGUGCUCAGAGCGCAUUCUGCUCUGGUGGAGGACCGGUCUCAGCUCACCGCUGCCCUUAGCUCCCAAGUCCAGUUCCAGUGGACCCAGUGCCUCCUGGCCCCUUUGGGUUCCUGCACAUCUGGCACACAUGAGCUCGUACACAUACACAUGAGAAUAAAAAAAUUAGAGACAUCUAAACCUCAAUUUGAGGAAAAUCUUAAGAAAUAAGCAGAAAAUGAGCAAUAAAAGCUCAAGUUUAGGAGAAAAGAUUUUUAAAAAAUUAACUAGCCAGAUGUGGUGACCUAGACCUAUCGCUCCAGAACUAAAGAGAUGGAGGUAGGGACAUCUUUGUGAUUAGCUAAAAAUGUAAGUUAAAUGGGCAAAAUUUGCUGAGCCUACUAACGGAAAAGGGGCCAAGAAAAAGCCAAAAACGAAAAUACAAGAUGAGGAAUAAGGAAUUCUGUAUAAUUCUGAAAGGGAUAAUUAAUUUCUAGAAUUUCACAGCAACAAAUGUGAAAACAGGUAAAGGACAGUGACAGCAGUAGCAGUAAGGGACUCAAGAUGUGGUUUGUGCUGUGGGCGAGGGUGUGGUGCCCUUGAGGCAGGCCUAAGCUGGGGGGCUCUGGAGUCCCUGCCAAAAAAGGCUGUGUGGGGUUACUUUGGCUUGGGUUUGGGGUUUUGGUGGCCGUGGCUUUUGUUUGUUAGUGGUUUUGUAUUUUUUGAGAUAGGAUCUUUUUGUGUAUAUCUGGCUGGCCUUGAACUCACACAGAUCUGCCUCUGCCUCCCCAGUACGGGAUUAAAGGCACGCACCACCACAAGAGAAGCCCUCUAUUAGACUUGUGUGUGUGAGUGUUGUGGGGAGGGCUAUAUUAGAGGUCAGGGGUCAGCCUCAGGUGUGUUCCUCAGUAGCCACUCACUUUGGGUUUUUUUGUUACAUUAUUAUAUCUUUACAUUUUGUGUAGUGGCCGGUACGUGUGCCGAGGCGUGCACGUGGAGGCGGGGCCUCUUGGAGGCCUUGGCCAGCCGCCUUUAUCAGCUGUCCCUUCGUUUGUGAGGCAGGAUUUCAGGAGGUGGAGGCUGAAGUAGCAGUGUAGUAGUAGCGGUGCUGGGCUCACAAGCAUGCACCACCACACUGGACUCUUUGUAGGUACUUGGGACUGAACGUAGGCCUUCACGCUCGUGUAGCAAGUCCUUUACCAAUUACACCACUCCUCAGCCCUACAAUUGAACUUUUGAAUUGAAACAUAUAUUUCAGUUUAGUUCCAACCUGACCCAGGCUGGAGGCAUCCAGGAAAAGAAGCUCCGGUUGCUAAGUGCAGCAGCAUCAUAAACUGAAAAAUAUCUACGUAUGUAUGUGAUAUGUAUAGGCACACACUUGGAGCCAUCACCGCCCCCUCCAAAUACUAGUGUGUGAAUGCUAAAUGCUUUAGACUGGGGAAAAAUCCAGUUAAGUGGUACAUUCUUAUAUACCAUUGGGAGAUAGCUGUAGGAGGAUCAGGGGAUCAGAGUCAUCCUCAGCUACAAGUUCAAGGCUGGCCUGAGCUGUAAGAGCCUGACUUUUCAAACGGUGGUGGUGGGCGCAACGGUGGCUCAUUCCUGGGAUCCCAGCUUGGGAGGUGGAGGCUGGAGCGUCAUCCCUAUACACUACAGUGAAGCCAGCCUGACCCACGUGAGACCCCAGAUAUAUGACAAAACUGAUUAAAGCCGCAUCCCAGUGUCAGCUCGGACUGGAUGCAGAAAUUCCAGGGAAGCAGGUUGAGCGGCACACACCGGCUUCGAGGUGCUGUCCGGCUGCAGCAGGGAGCAGGGCAUCCAUCUGCAGCAUCGGGGGCACGUUAGCCGAUCGUUUAUGCGCGGAGAGUGUCGGUCUCGCUUUACCGUUACUGAAGAGAAGGUCCUCGUUUUUAGAAAGUUUAAAGUGAAAGAUAAAAUCAUUAUCAGUGUGUGCAGUUUUGAGUGGGAUUUUUUUUUUCUUUGUUGUUUUCGAGACAAGGUUUCUCUGUGUAGCCUUGGCUGUCCUGAACUCUUUGUAGAUCAGGCUGGCCUCAAACUCACAGAGAUACGCCUGCCUCUGCCUCUCUGAGUGCUGGGAUUAUGGGUGUGCACCACCACACCCAGUUUUGAGUGGGAUUUGGUAAAACUCUAGGUUAAGGAAGCAUUAUUUGUAUAUGAUAGACCACCAAAAAACUAAUGUGUUUUACUUGUAAGUGCUAACUCUGUCCCUAAAGGCUGAAAUAAAACAUUGCUUAGAAGGUUCCAAUAAAAUCAGCUAGGGGAGAACACCAAGUGUGAACAAAUUUUGGAAAGUAAAUUCUCUUCUGAUGUGCAAUUAUGUAUUUAGAAAAUCCAAAGGGCAGUUGUAAAAACCUAUUAGUAAAGAUAUUUGGUGAGUGACUAAAUAAAAGCUAAAUAUACAAAAGAAA